Nerophis lumbriciformis (worm pipefish) is the source of this 627-nucleotide messenger RNA. The record is from RefSeq and is a predicted model, not a curated record. NCBI's taxonomy places the organism in Eukaryota, Metazoa, Chordata, Actinopteri, Syngnathiformes, Syngnathidae.
AUGGCAACCAGCGCGGUGCCAAGCGACAACCUGCCAACGUACAAGCUGGUGGUGGUGGGAGACGGAGGUGUCGGCAAAAGCGCGCUCACCAUCCAGUUUUUCCAGAAAAUUUUUGUGCCGGACUACGAUCCCACUAUAGAGGACUCGUACCUUAAACACACAGAGAUUGACGGACAGUGGGCCAUACUGGACGUGCUGGACACAGCCGGUCAGGAGGAGUUCAGCGCCAUGAGGGAGCAGUACAUGAGGACGGGAGACGGGUUCCUCAUUGUCUUCUCCGUGACGGACAAGGCCAGCUUUGAACAUGUUGACCGCUUUCAUCAGUUGAUACUACGGGUCAAAGACAGGGAAGCAUUUCCUAUGGUGCUAGUGGCAAACAAGGUGGACUUGGUCCAUUUGAGAAAGAUCACCACCGACCAGGGCCAAGAGAUGGCUGCAAAACAUAAUAUAACGUACAUCGAAACCAGUGCCAAGGAUCCUCCAAUGAAUGUGGACAAGGCCUUCCACGAGUUGGUCCGUGUUAUUAGGCAACAAGUCCCCGAGCGAAACCAGAAGAAGAAGAAGAAGAUGAAAUGGAGGGCGGAACGUUCCACGGGUUCCCACAGGUUCCGCUGUGUCAUAUUGUGA